AUGGAUGAGGAGGACCGGUUCUCGGCGAGCUCUCCCGAGUCGGACCGGCCCAACGAGCCGGACGAGGUGAUUGAGGAUGCCGAGGACGGAGACAACGAUGCCGAGCAGGACGAUGACAACAACGACGACGACGACGAGAACAAUGACGACGAAAUCGAGAACAAUGACGGAGGCGACGACGCCACUCAAAACGCGACUGCGAGUGCGAGUGCCGAUGGCGACGACGACGGCGGCAAUGGCAACACGGCCUCCAACGUCGAUGCCAAUGCCGAUGGCCACGUCAAUGCCAACGGGGAAUCGGGUGUCAAAUCCAGCAAAUCCGCCACGCCGACACCUUCCGCUGCCCGGCUACGCCUCCGGCCCUCUCUGCGGCAAGAGGCAAUCACAGCGCGACUCUACGACAUCGUCCCAACAAUGGCCGCGCCUCAGUCGACGAGCAUCAAUGCCAUGGCCAUCACGCCCGACCUGCGCUACUGGAUAACGGGCGGUUCAGAUGGCUACAUCCGAAAAUACGACGGACCCGGCACCAUCAACGGCAAGCUGGCCUUGACCGUGGCCCAGAAGCACUCGUUUGUUGACAGUGUCACCAAAGCCGGCAUCUUGAUGUCGUACUGGGAAAACGAGGAGCCAGCCGCCCCAGGACGGGGGGACCACGACCACAACCUGUCACCCGUCUACUCGCUGGCCGUCCACUCGCGAGCUCUCUGGCUCCUCUCCGGCCUCGAAUUCGGCGGCAUCAACCUACAGAGUGUCCGGCACGACGAGGGCAAGAAGAUUGCGUGUUUGCAGAGGCACACCAACGCCGUCAGCUCGCUGAUGCUGGCGCCAGACGAGAAGAGCGUGCUGAGCGGCGGCUGGGACAAGAACAUCUUUGACUGGGACUUGAACACGGGCCAGACCACCCGCAGCUUCGACGGCUCAGGCGGCCAGAUCUCCUCCAUCGAGCUGCGGCCCGCGAGCGGUGACCCCGUCCCCGUCGAAGCAGACGAGCCCAUCCAAUCAACCACCGUGUCGACGAACAAUGGCGUCCCGCUCGUCAACGGCGUCUUCAAGGACGAGUCUGGAGCGCUCGAUGCCGGGGGAGCCGACCAGUUUGCCGUCUCGGCCAGAGACGCCGCCGCCUCGCCCGUGAACGAGAGUCUUUUCGGGGGCAGUGACGCGGGCAGCUUGUUCGGGGAGACGGCGGGUGAGCAGCCGUUUGGCAAUGACGACGAUAGCUUUGGUGCCAACAUGGACAUGAUGCCCAGCCACGAGGGAGGCAUGGACCACUCGGCCGACUUUGCCAUGACCGACUUGGGCACCGCCGCCAAGGAACCGGAUACCAAGACGGAGGACGGACCGGCUUGGCAAACCCAGACCCAGGACUCGAGUCCGUCACACGGCGUCAUGCACGUCGACAGGGACAAGCCAUCGGCCGACGCCCCUGCCAAGACUGAGGAGCCGGCGGCCACACAACGCAGUCAGUCACAGCCUCUCAAGACGGAAGAUGAUGCAAAGGACGUGGCAACGUUGGCCCAGGACAAAGAAUCACUCAAGAAGUCGCAAUCACCCGCAUGGACAGGCCCCCCGGCAGUCUACCACCACCAGCAGCAGCAGCAGCAGCAGCAAUUCGAUCAGUCACAGGUAUCGGCAACCACCUUUCUCUCGUCCGCGAUUGACGGCACAAUUAGGAUUUGGGAUCGCCGCGCGCCCAGCGCUGUCGCCAGGAUCGGCACGAGGCACGGUGUCCCGCCCUGGUGCAUGAGUGCGUGCUGGAGUCCGGACGGCAACAUGAUUUACGCAGGCAGAAGGAACGGCACCGUGGAAGAGUUUGACGUGAGAAGGGCAAGGAGCUGCUGGGAGCCCGAGAGGGCAUUGAAGUUCCCGGCCGGAAGCGGCGCCGUCAGUGCUGUGCGGCCCAUGCCCAACGGACGCCAUCUCGUGUGCGCAUCGCAUGACAUUCUACGACUGUACGAUCUCCACGACACCCGGGCGUUCAAGCACUCGACCGUCCCGUUCCUUAUCAUCCCCGGCCCCCCUCGUGCCGGCGUCAUUUCCAGCUUGUAUAUCGACCCGACCAGUAGGUUUAUGCUGAGUGCCGCAGGAACACGAGGCUGGGACGGCACUAGCACAGAAGUUUUAAUUGGGUAUGAGAUUAAUGUCAUUAAUGAUUAG
Molecule: messenger RNA, 2154 nt
Organism: Metarhizium album ARSEF 1941
Lineage: Eukaryota; Fungi; Ascomycota; Sordariomycetes; Hypocreales; Clavicipitaceae
Product: transcription factor SPT8
Exons: 2
Coding region: 1-2154 (717 amino acids)
Molecular function (GO): protein binding
Source: RefSeq, a predicted model, not a curated record